Molecule: messenger RNA, 1734 nt
Organism: Camelina sativa (false flax)
Lineage: Eukaryota; Viridiplantae; Streptophyta; Magnoliopsida; Brassicales; Brassicaceae
Product: serine carboxypeptidase-like 51
Biological process (GO): proteolysis
Molecular function (GO): serine-type carboxypeptidase activity
Source: RefSeq, a predicted model, not a curated record
UAGCAUUUGACUUAACGACUUGACAUUCUAAAAUAUAUUACUUCCUAGUGUCGUUUAUCUCUCUCAAUCUUUUUUUUUUCUCUCUCCCUCGCCCUACAAUCACAAGAUAGGGAAGCAAAAAGAAAGUGAUCCAUAAAAGAGUCGUCUGAAUGAAGAACACGUCAGUUGUUCAUCUGGUGAUUCUGUGUCUCAUUGUGUCAUGUACCAAUGGAGAAACCAAACCUGAAAGAAGCAACUCCGAUGGAUCCGAAUCUUGGGGAUACGUCGAAGUUAGACCAAAAGCACACAUGUUUUGGUGGCAUUAUAAAAGUCCAUAUAGAGUUGAAGAUCCUUCCAAACCAUGGCCUAUCAUCCUCUGGCUCCAAGGUGGACCUGGAGCUUCAGGGGUUGGAAUAGGAAAUUUUCAGGAGGUUGGUCCAUUAGACACAUUUCUCAAUCCCAGAAACUCAACUUGGUUGAAGAAAGCCGAUCUCUUGUUUGUGGAUAGUCCAGUUGGGGCAGGGUACAGUUUCGUGGAGGAGAAUCAAAAGGAAUUGUAUGUGAAAAGUGAUGAAGAAGCAGCAGAGGAUUUGACCAAACUGUUGCAACAACUCUUCAACAAAAAACAGACAUUAAACCAAAGCCCUCUCUUCAUUGUUGCUGAAUCUUAUGGUGGCAAAAUCGCGGUUAAGCUCGGUUUAUCGGUUUUCGAAUUGGUUAAAUCUGGCAAGUUGAAGCUUCAUCUAGGAGGAGUGGUUUUGGGAGAUAGUUGGAUAUCCCCUGAAGAUUUUGUGUUUUCAUGGGGACCUCUUCUCAAGUAUGUCUCUAGGCUUGAUGACAAUGGCUUGGAUCUCUCAAAUAGCUUAGCCGAAAAGAUAAGAAAACAAAUAAAGAUUGGUGACUACGUCGGAGCCACGCUAACGUGGAUGGAUCUUGAAUCCUUGAUUAGCAACAAAUCCAAUUCCGUCGAUUUUUACAACUUUCUAUUGGAUUCUGGCAUGGACCCUGUCUCGCUUACAACGAGUUUAGAAAUGAAAAAACAAAAUAGAAUAAAAAAGUAUUCGAGCUACUUAAAUGGUUUGAGAAGUUUGAGUGACGUAAAAGAAGGAGAGGAAGGAGAGGAAGGAGACCUUAACACAUUAAUGAACGGCGUUAUUAAGAAGAAGCUCAAGAUCAUUCCCAAAGACCUCAUAUGGGGGAACAAUUCAAAUGACGUGUUUGCAGCGAUGUAUGCUGCUUUUAUGAAACCCGUAAUCGAAGACGUCGAUGAGCUUCUUGCCAAGGGGAUAAAUGUGACCAUCUAUAAUGGUCAACUUGAUGUUAUCUGCUCAACAAGUGGAACUGAAGCAUGGGUUCACAAGCUCAAGUGGGGAGGGCUAGAAGAAUUCAAGAAUAUGGAAAGAAAGCCAUUAUACUGUGAAAGUGACAAAGCAACAAGAGGCUUUACCAAAUCAUACAAAAAUCUCCAUUUCUAUUGGAUUCUUGGUGCUGGUCAUUUUGUACCAGUAGAUGAGCCAUGUGUUGCAUUAAACAUGGUUGGAGAGAUAACCAAGUCACCACAACUUUGACCACUCUUUCUUCCACAACUUCCACAUCACAACAUGAUGACGACGUCUUUCACAUCUGAUUGAUUUUAUAACUCAAAACGUUAUAAGCUAAUAAAAGAGUCAACAGUGAAACUACUACACAUGCUUUGUUUUUUUCCUUACCUUUUUCAUCUAUCAAAAAAAGCUGAUAAACAUUUGAUAUAUGUAA